ACAAUUGUGAACCCGUUUUUCAACUUCCGCAAUCUCCUAUCGACGCCGCGCAUGCGCACUCCAGCUCCACUUCUUCCGUCAUCCGAAAUAGUUGCACCACAAUAUUGAAACUUUCUCUGCUGCGGCUGUGACACGAUGACUCCCCUCGGAAAGACGUUUUUACAAAUAGAAACGCGCCAUUUGUGACUGGAAAACCGAAAACGCAGGAAAGAUAACGAGAUUCGUUCGAUCGUCUUCUUUUUCCAACCGAAGCGUCGCACUUUCCAACACCGACAAGUACAUUUCCCAAAGUAAGCUCAAAGUUGCAGAAGUUUGUUUCCUUUCGAUUUCCGCCGAUGUGUGACGUCACUCAAGGCGACGGCUCCAAGCUGCGUCGGCGUGCGACAGGCCAAUAACUUCACAUUUAGACACACUUCCUCGAGACUCUCUUGCCGGCGCGGUUGCAAGAUUUGUAUUUUAAACACGUUCGCGUCGUAUCAUAGAAGACGCGUCCGAGUUUAUUAUCGUCGCUCGCGUCCCGAGCUAGCUGUUAGCCUGCUAGCUGCUAACACAGCUAGGUGGAAGUAGUCCUAAAAAAAAAAAGGCGGCCAGCGUGAGGACAAAGUGCUUUUUUUUUGUUGUUGCCAUCGUGCGAAAAUGUGCAAAGUGAAAAUGCUGCGAGCUGUGGUGGACCAGCGGCUGGGCGCGGCCGUGGAGGAAAUCUUCGCGCUGCUGGAGAAAACCAUAAGAGAGUACGACGAGGAACUUGCCAGAAGCAAGCAGGAGAACCGGCGGCAGCGUCAAGUCCUCGACGCCCUUUCCAAAGCGCACGCGCCAGACGUCCGUCGAGAGGACGCGCGGCCCGACGGACCCCGGGCCGCCCUUGGAGAAGAGCGAGACAAACGCGCCGCGGCCGGCGUCGUCGUCAAGAGUGAAGAAGACGAGGAUGAAGAAGCCGGGCGCCCUCCUCACGCGGGCGCCGGCCUCUCGGCGCCGCUCUCAGACAGCAAAAGCGACGAUGACGAAGAGGAGAAGAAGGAGGAGGAGGAGGAGGAAGUGGCCAAAGGUGCCGUGAGCUUGAAGUGUUCUCAAUGCCACAAAAGCUUUUCCCACCGGAAGAACUUGAAAAGACACACGAGGUGUCACACGGCGGAGAAACUCCGCGGCCGCUCGUUUUGCGGCGAGAGCUUCUCGCGGCGGGAACGUUCGCUCGAGCGCGGCCGAAUCCGCGGCGGGGACAAACCCUUUUCCUGCUCGGUGUGCGACAUGACCUUCCGCUUUCACUCCACCUUUGUCAACCACAUGCGGACGCACACGGGCGAGAAACCGUUCAGCUGCCAGGUGUGCCACAUGCGCUUCGGCGUCCACUCGUCGCUGCUGAGGCACGCGCGCACGCACUCGGGCGAGCGGCCCUUCUCGUGCUCCUUCUGCGACAAAAAGUUCUCGCGCAAGGUCAACCUGAUCCGCCACACCAGGAUCCACACGGGGGAGAAACCCUUCUCGUGCUCGGCGUGCGACAUGACCUUCGGUUCUCGCUCCAAGCUGGCCGACCACACGCGGACGCACACGGGCGAGAGACCGUUCGCAUGCGCCGUGUGCGGCAAAACCUUUGCCCAGAAGACGCAUUUGAGGAUCCACACGGUCACGCACACCGGCGAGAAAGCCUUUUCCUGCUCCGUGUGCCCUCGGACCUUCUCGCUGAAGAGCAGCUUGGUGACGCACACGAGGACGCACACGGGCGAGAAGCCCUUCGGCUGUCAGCUGUGCCGGGAAAGGUUUGCGUACAAGUACCAGCUCAAGAAACACGCGUGCGCCGCCGGCGAGAGCGGCGACGCUCGGACGCGUUCCGAUGGUUAGCUUUUGACUCAUUCUACGGGUGGGACGUCGCCGUCGCAGUUUGCUAAAAGGGAAACUCCUCAUAAAGGUGCGUACACACACUCACAGUGAAAUAUAUUUUUUAUAUAUAUAUAGCGGAACCUCGGCUCCCGUGACCCAUUUGUAACCCGAAACGUUCUCAACCCCAAGUCAUGUUUCCUAUUGAAAUGAAUGCAAAUUCAAUUGAUCCGUCCCAUCCCCCAAAGGAAGUUCGACUAACCUUUUGUUAUCAGUGUGUUGGGUUAGAAAUAAGUGAAAAUCCCACUCACUACUUUAAAGGGGGGGGGUGGGGGACACUAAAUAAACACGAUAUCAUUUAGUUUAAGGACUGCAGCUCCUACAAGUGAAGAAACUUUUUCUUCCAUCCUAACACUUAGAAGUUCAGAAUCAGGUGGGGUUUUUUUUUCUUUUGGAAUUUGGGGUUUUUGUUUGCUGUAAGCUAUAAUCAUCAAAAUGGAAAAAAAAUAAAAUAAAAUAAAUCAUGAAAUGUU
Phyllopteryx taeniolatus (common seadragon) is the source of this 2345-nucleotide messenger RNA. Its product is annotated as oocyte zinc finger protein XlCOF6.1-like. Lineage: Eukaryota; Metazoa; Chordata; Actinopteri; Syngnathiformes; Syngnathidae. The coding region runs from base 637 to 1836 and encodes 399 amino acids. The record is from RefSeq and is a predicted model, not a curated record. The transcript is spliced from 2 exons.